UAAACUUGAAGAGACUAUAUUUUUUUUUCAAAUUUCUUUUCUUACUUAAAAUAAGUGUAAAUGUAAAAAUUAUAGAAUAAUUAAAUGGAAGCAACAACUUAUUAUAGCAUAUUUAUUCCAUCGCAAGUAGAUAAUAGUGAUGGAUACGUUUUCACUGAAAAAGAAGAAGCACUAAAGAUUUUAAAAGGAUACAAAGAUGGUCGGCUUAAAAGCUUUAAAAAUAAAGAUGAUGCUAUUAAAUAUUCUCAAACUGGACAUGAAGUCGUAAUACAGAAAUUUCCAGAUUUAAAAUCACCAUCUGCAACUGCAGAAAAGGCUGCAUUUUUCGCCCCAACUAAACAAGAACGUAUUAGUUUUCGCAAAGCUAUAGAAGAUGGAGAUUAUAAUAAGGUGAACGAAACUAUUUGGAAAAAUCCACGAUAUUUGGUUAAUGUUGGUGAUACACCAACAAGUUUAAAAGAUGGAUAUCGAUAUAAUGCAUUGCAUAUUUGUGCAAUUCAUAAAAAAGCUGAAAUUGCCGAUUUGAUAUUACAAACAAUAAGUACUAUAAGUUUUGUCGAACUUUUACAUGGGAAAAAAAAUACAAAAGUAUGCCAAGAAGUUUGUGAAAUACUUUUGGAUUAUUAUCUGAAUAUGCCUGAAAAAGGGCGUAGCGAAACACCUUUACAUUUAGCUGUAAAAUAUGGAGCUGUUGAAGUAGUUGAAGUUUUAACAACGUAUUCUCAAUGUAAAAUGAUACCGAAUUUGGAAAAUUUGUUACCAAAAGAUAUAAUUUGCGAUCGAAUUAAUGAUGCACCCCUCGAAUUAAAAGAAAAAAUUGCCAAUUUGUUACAAGAAAGGUUUUAUGUUCCAGUUAUCAGAUCUGUAGAUGGUACAGUGGCACCAAGUGUCGGACAACCUUUUUCACCAACAAAUCUUCCUGAUCUAAACAUGGACCCUUUGAGUCCCGAAUUAGAAAUUCAAGCAUACGCUGGACCGAUGUCUAAAGAACAGGCCAAAAGUUUUCGUCGACGUUGGAAGACUCCUCCUCGUUCUUCUAAUUGUUCUCCAUCAAGAUCUUUGAAUGUUUGCUUCAGCCCACACAAAAUAAAACUUUUGGCUAGCACACCCAGAAAAUUAUUUAAUUCGCCAAUCAAUACGAAUCCAACAGCAAGAACUUUGUUCAACAGCGAUAAUGAUGAUGUAAUAGUUUCUGAGGACAAUCAAAAUGGAAAUUUCGUUGAUCAUAACUACGCAAAGUCAUUAAGUCAACAAAUAGAACAUAAUAAUGAUAUUGAAAAUAAUAAUGGAACGAAUUUAAAUGAAAAUCUUCAAGAAUUAAAUAAGAUUGUCGAAACAGUAACAUUGUCCAACUCAAAUAAUGCAUUGCAAUUUAAUAGCCUUAACAAAUUCGCAUUAACACCUUUACUUAAAAAGAAUCCUGCCAAAAAAGAUAUGUUUUUUAAAUAUCGUGAAAAAGCAGAUUCUCCAAUAGUUUUAUUUGAUAAUUUCAACGAUUCAACCCAAUCAAAUGAUUCUGAUUGUGGUUUAAAUAACACAACUUUACCAGAUUCAUUAUUAGCUUUAACAGAAAGGCAUGUAAAACUAACCGAUACGGAAAAAGGUCUCGAAAUGAUUGGCCGUGAGUUAGCUAAAGAACAAAAUGUCGAAUGGAAAGAGUAUUGGGAUUUUCUUGGAGUUUUUGUGGAUAUUGCUUCACCAGAAGGUUUAGAUAAAUUAGAGCAGCAUUUAAAACUUAGAAAAAAAAUUAUCAAUGAAAAAACUGCUUCCGAUGCUGUAAAAACUAAUGAAAAAAUGGCACGUAACGAAAAAGAACUAAUGCAUUUAUGUAAUGAAUUGCAUAAAUUGGGUUUAAUAAAAGAUAAGAGUAACAUUAAUCAAGCAACACAGAAAAAUCAUUUGAUAAAUCCAAAUACGUUUGGAUUAUCUGGAGGAGGAAAUGAUCAAAAUUCUGUUACUGUAAAUGGCUUAAAUGAAAAUAAAUCUGCAAACAGCAAUCAGCAAACCACAACACCAUAUCUAUGUGUUGAAAAGUCUUUGCAAGUAUUUGCGAAACGUUGUACCAAAACAAUAUUACACAAUAUAAAGAAUGUGGUAUCAAUUCAUGAUGCAUUCUUAUCUGAAUUAAAAAGACUGAAAUCACUUAUAUGUAGUUUUAAAGAUGAUAUAAGAUUUUUAGAAGUUGAUUUUACAUAUGUCCAUUCGCGCUUUGCCAAUUUAAUUGUUAGUUAUUUAAAAAAUUCUCAUGACACAGACAAUAAUAUUUUACUAGAGAUUCGGCAAUGCUUUGAACAAAUUAUUCAAUCCAAAAUGAAAGUGAUUGACAAAAAUUUUUUGAACUCUAUACCAAUUAUUGAUAAAAAAGAACAACUACAAUGUGUGUCUGAAUUUUUAUUAAAAUUUUUGAAAAAUGAAGAACCUAAAAUAUUACCUGAAAACCUGAAAACUGAAAAAAUAUGUGCUGAUACAUGGGCUAAUGAAUAUCAUUGUGAAUGCCAAUGGGAAACAGUACUAAGUCGCCAAGCAAGCCGUAAAAAACGUCAUGAUUCACAUAGCGACGCGUCAAGAAAACUUUUUAAUGAUUUGAAUACAAACGAGAAUACCGAUGAUAAUAAAGGAUACCCAAAUUCAAACAUAACUAAUACGGAAAAUUCAUGGAGAAAAUCUCAAAAUGAAAGUUUUAGUAGUAAUGAUUCGUCAGAAAAUGAUUUAAAUGAUAGUGAUGAUGACAUAUUUUAUUCCGAUUUUGGAUCUGAUGAGGAUAAUGAUUUUAAUUUUUAUACACCACCAGAUAGCCCAACUAUGCUGGAAUUGGAUGUUUCAGAUAUUCAUGAUUAUAAUGUGUACUUGCUAGGAAAUGAGCCUACCAAACGUGAUUUGGAUGUUUUGAAUGCUAUAUUUCACAUUGACAUUAGUAAGGAAAAAUAUCCAAAUAUCUAUAAUUGGCGUGCAGCCAUCCUUAAACAUCCGAAUGAAGAACGUGACAAUUUUCCAUCACCAUCAGUUGUCGUAAAGAAGCAUUGCUCAUACAGGGAAAAUCGACGUAAUAAUUUUAUAGCUGGAAGACGUUUAUUUGCACCCAGCAAAUUUAUAUCAUCGUCACCAAUUAAAAAUCAUUUAACUAAAUUCGCAACUGAAAAUUUAAUACGUCAAAGUAAUUUAAGUGGUGGCAGCAGUAAUUCAUCGAAUAAUUCUUCUUUAGAUCUUAAUAUUAGUAAUAAUUGUGUUGAUACAUCACCAUCAUUAACACCAGAAACUAAGAUUCUACAACAUUUUGAAGAAGAUUUAUCGUUAAUGAAUGUUUCAAAAUGUUAGAAACUUAAUGAAUUUGAUAAUUGUCGUAAUUUUAAUUAGAAAUAACGAAAUUCGAGAAAAAAAAAACUUUUUUUUUUCAUAUUUGAUUAUGAUUACUCGAAUGUUGUGAUUGAAAAGUAAUCUUGAAUUUAAAUGUUGCAUAGAUCACGGGUAAAAGUUUAUUAAAUCAAACUUAAAAUGCAAAAUUAUUUUCUUACAUAUUUUAACGAAAUGUGUUCAAAUCAUCUCGAAUUUUGUAGUUCAGAAUUGAUUUUUGUUCCCAAAAAUUACGAGCUUUUUUUCUGUUUUAUUUUUAAUAAUACAUAUAUUAAUUUUUCUAUUUUAAAUCAUGAAAAUUAUUUAUAGUUUUAUUACGUUUUCUUAAAUUUAAUAGAUACUUACACUAAUAAUAAUAUAAUUAUCGCUUUUAAUAUUUUAAUUUGUAACAUUUUUUUUUCCUUUUUUAAAUGUAAAACUUUUAUGUUCGUAUGCUUAUAUUUUUUCCAUAUUUUACAUAUUUUAAAUAAAAAAUUAUCAAUUAAUUUUUCUCAUUAAAAUUAACAAAAUUAAAUUAAUUUUUGUUAAAGAAAACUAUUGAUAAAACACCAUUAAUACCAAAUUUUUAUAAUAUAAAUUAGGAUAGAAAUUUUGUAACAAAAAAAAAAAAAUAUGUAUAUAUUUUUUUUUCGUUUUUAUUGAAGAAAAAAUAAUAAGAUUUAAGUAUUUGCAAAAGACACCCAUUGGUACCCAAGAUUUAAGUAUUUGCAAAAGACACCCAUUGGUACCCAAGGCUUUCUAUCUUGUUAUAAAUGAAAUUAAAACAAACAAAAAAUGAAGAAUAUAAUUCGAAAAUUAUUGAAUUCUAAAUUAUAAUUAAAAUUACAAAAACACAAAUAUUCCAUUUUUGCAAAGAUAAGUAAAUGACUUUACUUUCCUCUUAAAGAACAAUUUCAUAUAAUAUCAAUUAUUUAAAAUUUAUUUUAAAUUCUCUUAAUUGAAUAUUUUUUUUGUAUAAUUUUUUAAAUUAAUUCUUAUUGUCACAUUUCCUA
Condylostylus longicornis is the source of this 4343-nucleotide messenger RNA. It is a transcript of the gene Ankle2, whose product is annotated as ankyrin repeat and LEM domain-containing protein 2 homolog. Bases 85 to 3315 code for a protein of 1076 amino acids. The transcript has 11 exons. Gene Ontology annotation, biological process: negative regulation of phosphorylation. Gene Ontology annotation, molecular function: protein phosphatase 2A binding. Gene Ontology annotation, cellular component: endoplasmic reticulum. The record is from RefSeq and is a predicted model, not a curated record. NCBI's taxonomy places the organism in Eukaryota, Metazoa, Arthropoda, Insecta, Diptera, Dolichopodidae.